Molecule: messenger RNA, 3539 nt
Organism: Mercenaria mercenaria
Lineage: Eukaryota; Metazoa; Mollusca; Bivalvia; Venerida; Veneridae
Product: cysteine and tyrosine-rich protein 1-like
Exons: 5
Coding region: 271-900 (209 amino acids)
Source: RefSeq, a predicted model, not a curated record
UCAUUUUUGUAUACUAUAUCGAUUAAUACCGGUAUUUACAUUGUUGCUGCGCGAUGUUAAUUGAGAAGUUAUUGAAAUAUAGAACGACUGUUGGAUGGGCUAUUAUGUUAUUUGUUAAAAUGUAAAAUCCCAUUUGGAUAAUUUUGAAAUCACCCGAUCAAUUUGGAGAGAAAAAUACAGCUCUGCUCUGCUAUGGUCUAACUUUACCUAAAUAACCUUGUGGUUACGAACACUUACUGUUGUGAUCAUCGGAAGGUUUUAACGGACGAAAUGGUCAACGUUAACAUUACAAGAUUCGUUUCAGGAGUUUCACUUCUGUUGGCAAGCCUUUUUGCAGAUCUGUGCUAUGCUGGUAGUUACUGUGUAUAUCUGCAUGAGGACUAUUACACGUUUAACCAGAAAUACUGCGAAAACGGAUGUUGUGAAGAUUAUGGUGAUGAUGACGAAAUAUGCUGCUUUUCGUGGACUGUGGGUAUAAUAAUUGGCAUAUGUUUCGCGUGUGUAGGCUUCAUUGCCCUGGUGGUGUUUGUAAUUAUAUGCUGUUACACUAUGAAGAAAAGAAGCAGGUCCGGUCAGAUUAUCAACCCAGCUCCACAGCCAACGCAAAAUAAUAUGGUCGUUUACACAGCUGCUACAGGAUACACAUACCCGCACCCACCUUCAGCAUUCUAUCCUGGCUCCCGGUUCCCCGGUCAACCUACGGCACCACCACCCUACACAGCCGGUACAAAUCCAGCGUAUCCGCCGACAUAUACCGACCAAACACAAACUCCAGCACCGCCUCCUUUCUCUGGACUCUACGGCCAACCAAGUAUGGGACAAGCUUCAGUCGGAAGUGGACAAUCAUCGGCACACAAUACCGACCAACCAUACAAUGGUUACGGAACAGGCCAAACAUAAUGUUAACAUGUUACAUGUUUUCUUAUAUAUUUCAAGCCGUCCAUUAAAAAUUCGAUACAUUUAUCGGGUAUAUGCAAUGUCCAUUAAUUUUCACUUCGUUUAAAAACAUAUCGCAAAUAAUAUGCAAACCAAAUUCCCAGGUCCGCAUCCAUUAAGAUCUCAAGCAAUUUUGUUCUAUUUUUGUUAAUGAAAAUUGUCAGGGUUUUUUUUUUAUUUUAAAAUUAUAUACACCAGAGAAAAUGUCACGAAAAGAUUCUGACGUCAGUGCAAACCGUAUUUAGAUACGAGGCUGUGUACCUGAACAAUCGAAAAAAACAUUUUGCUCUACUUUUGUGAAAAUAUUAUACCGAAGGUGCUCUGUGGUCUUCAUAUACAUAUCAUUUUAUUUUCUGCUAUUAAAAACACAGUGCUCUAUAUCACUACUCAUUUUACUCGGUAUAUUGAUCUAUUGCCAUGUCAGCGUGUACUUUUGCUGCCGAAUGCCCGUGGAGGUACUUCGAAUACAACUGAACUAAAUGUAUCACAUCAGCAUAGCGAGUCCUGCAGCAAUAAGUUAUUGUUUUGUAAUUAGUUUACAAAAAAGCCAAAGCAGGCCACAACAAAGAGCAAUAUAAUGAUAAAACAUCUUCAUAUAUAAACAUUUCUUCAUUCAAUUCAAGUUGUUUAACCAAGGCAAAUAAUACAUUGUACAUUAUAUACAUAGUGUAUACUUAUUGCUAUAUGAUAUCAAACAGGACAGUCAAAAACGGAUUGUAAUCAAUAGCAAGUUUUGAAAUAUUUAUAUUAAUAUGAUUAAAAUGGAAAGUAGAGUGUCACUACAUUCAGAUGACGGAAUUUAAAAUUAAAGCUGAUACUUAAAAUUCUAAAGCUUAUGACUCUGUCAUUAGCAACCUAUAUACCCUUUAGCUUGCUGGCGGCAAGUGAUAUUGCCUUUGCGACCAGUGCAAGCAGAUCACGGUCUGCACUGUUAGCUAUUCAGUCAGUAACGUUUCAGUGAACACCCCUUUGAAUAAUAAGUGGUACUAUCUAAAUUUAAUGGUGGACCAGUCCAUUUUAGAAAUUUAGCAGGGUAAAGGUGAAGAAGUCAAUGAUGUUGAAAAGUGAUAUGGACAUUAAUUUUAUCAUGAAUUAGUAUAAAAGAAGAGCAAUGUCUUAAAGGUAGAAAGUGUUUUGUUUUGAAAUAUUUAAAAUUUAAUGCUUAUUGAUUCCAACCUGUCAAAAUAUCUUUAUGUGAAAGAAAUAACUUUCGUCAUUCGAUAAAUGAAAUUACUCCCGUAUGGGACUUGUUUCGUACACACGAUAUAAGUUUUAUUUUCUUUCAUGUCAGCAAAAUUGUUUGACAGAAUAUACUAUAUAAUGUCUGUGAUAUAUAGAUUAUUAAGUGUACUGAUACAUGUACAUGUUAUAAAUAUAAAAACGUUCAAAACAUUCGUACAGUUCAAAGUAGUAUGAACUGUGAUCGGAAAAUUGUGUUAAAUCAUAUUGUAAUCUUUCCUGUUUUGUGUUGUUUUUGUUAUUAAACUGUUUGCGAUUUCAUACUUAUAUAGGUACGCGUACGUGUGUAAUUUUUUUUCUUCCGUUGCCAUAUUUAAGAACAUUAGUUCUCACAGAAUUUAAUUGUACUGAGUACAUACUCGUUUGUUACAAAAAAAUCGUCGAACCAUUUACCUCUCUUCGCUAAAGGUUUGAAACCCUGCUUAGUGUGAAUAAUGUUCUGUCUGUGGUUCUACCUAGGUGCGUGCCCAUACCUGAAACAAUGCUCGAAGGGGAUACCUGGCAUCUCCCACCAUCAGUUGAACCUGGAAAAGUGGCCACAUGACCUUCAAUGUGUUGGUAUGACUUUAAAUCCAACAAAAUAUCUGAAGUUGUAUGCAGGUAAAUUUAAUUCUUACUGUUUCUACAAUUAAUUUAGAGCAGCUUGGCAGAAUGCUUAAAUGUUUCGAAAAUUCGUCUCUUUCGAUGACGCAAAACAAAACUUUAAUCAGACCGUUGCAGCUCUGGGAUAUAUGCAAGAGUAAAAUAGCUAUUCCUUGCAGCCCCUAGAAAAUACAUGCAAGAGUUAAAUAGCCAUUCAUUGCAGGCCCUCGAAAAUACAUUCAAGAGUUAAUAUCCAUUUCUGGCAGCCCCUUAAAGAGUCAUGCAGGAGGUACAUGUAAAUAGUCAUUCCUUGAAGCCACUCGAAAAUAUAUGCAAUAGGUAAAUAGCCAUUCUUUGCAGCACCUCGAAAAUUCACGAAGAGGUAAAUAGUGAUAUAUUUUAGCCCCUCGAAAAUAGAUGCAAGAGAUUAAUAGCCUUGCAGGUUCUCCAAAUACUCUAAUACCCAUGCCUUGCAGCCAUUCGAAAAUACAUGCAAGGGGCAAAGAGCCAUUUCUUGCUACGUCGCGAUAUAUACGUAUAUCAAUAGAUCAAGCUAUUUGCACUUUUACUCACAAACUAAUGUUUGUUUAUAAAACCUUAACGACCUUCUUAUUUGAAUUUUUUGAAUCCAUCUUGUUUCUGUAAUUGUGGGAUUUUCUACACGUACACGUACCACAAAAGUAUUGUAGAAGCAACCUCUAUUUGUUGCGUUUAUUGCUCAUUAUAUCUGCUUUGUUAUAACAUCUUCGUAUGAUGCUUAAAUAAAUCAAACUUAAAACGUG